This is a messenger RNA of Eptesicus fuscus (big brown bat), 1313 nucleotides long. RefSeq names its product C-type lectin domain containing 17A (gene CLEC17A). Gene Ontology annotation, biological process: biological process involved in interspecies interaction between organisms. The transcript has 12 exons. The coding region runs from base 1 to 1053 and encodes 350 amino acids. The record is from RefSeq and is a predicted model, not a curated record. Gene Ontology annotation, cellular component: external side of plasma membrane. Gene Ontology annotation, molecular function: D-mannose binding; fucose binding. Lineage: Eukaryota; Metazoa; Chordata; Mammalia; Chiroptera; Vespertilionidae.
AUGCAUAUCCUGUAUCCUAACUCUGGGUGCCGGGACCUUCCAGGGACCAGAGAGGAUGACGAUGAUGAUGCUGAUGACUAUGAGAACAUGGCGCCAUCCUACAAGGACCUUCCUCCCAAGCCAGGUUCAGUGGUUCCACCAAGGCCUCCAAAGGCAGGAAUAAAAGCAGAAACUCACCCACUUUCCAGCAAGCCCCUGACAACCACAGGCCUGGACCUCACCCCUGUCACCAGCACAUCUCAACUGGGAAUUUCUCUCGAGCUUCCUCCACUCCAGCCAUCCCAAGCCAGUUCAAGGAUCCUUUCCCCACACUCUCAAGCACCAGUAUUGGACUCUCUGUCCUCAUUCUCACCCUCAGCAACUCCAGUGCCCUGGGUCAGUCAGAAAUCUGGGGGUCCUGGGUGCUACCAGGAGGAGAGGUGGCUGGUUUUCCUGUGUCUUCUGGUGGUGGUGUCACUGUUCCUGGGCUGCACUGGUCUGGCUGUAACCCUGAUUAAGUACCAGGCGGUGGUGGAAGAACUGAAGAUGUUAACCUUUCAGCAGAUGGCGUGGCAAGCAAAUGUGACGGGCAUGUCCGGGCUUGCUGGCCUGAAGAAGGACAUUGACCGAGUAAGAGGUGACACCAACCAGUCUCUGAUGGAACUUCGGGGCUUAUUAGGCUGUGCCAGGGUCACCUGCCCUGAGGGCUGGCUCCCUUUCGAGGGCAAGUGUUACUACUUCUCCCCAAACACCAAGCCAUGGGAUGAAGCCCGAAAGUUCUGCCAAGAGAAUUACUCCCACUUGGUCAUCAUCAGUAGCAUCGAUGAGCAGAACUUUGUGGUCAAGGCUCACCGCUCUCCACGGGUGCACUGGCUGGGGCUGAGCGACAGGGAACACGAAGGGGACUGGAAGUGGCUGGAUGGGUCGCCUGUCACUUUGAGCUUCUGGGAACCAGAGGAACCUAACAACAUGAAUAAUGAGGACUGUGUCAGCAUGAACAAACAUGGCAGCUGGAAUGACCUCUCCUGCAACAAAGCUACGUAUUGGAUUUGUGAGCGGAAAUGCUCCUGUUGAACCCCAGGGAUGAGACUGGGUGGGGGUCCACAUCUGAGCGCCCCUUGACUCUUGGAGAUGAGAAGUUCCUGCCCUUCCUGCCUCUCUAGGAACUGAUUUGGAUGCACCCAAGGCGAACCAGCAGCUUGGAUGUAGCAAGUUCCCUGGGGUGUAAGACAGACAAUUUCUAGGGUGAGGACUCAGGGGCUUGAUCAAUUGGAUGGAGUCUGAGUGUGUUCAGACUACUAUAACAGAAUACCACAGACUGGAUGGCUUAUAAA